Molecule: messenger RNA, 4034 nt
Organism: Mizuhopecten yessoensis (Yesso scallop)
Lineage: Eukaryota; Metazoa; Mollusca; Bivalvia; Pectinida; Pectinidae
Product: polyubiquitin-C
Exons: 3
Coding region: 91-3744 (1217 amino acids)
Biological process (GO): protein ubiquitination; modification-dependent protein catabolic process
Cellular component (GO): cytoplasm; nucleus
Molecular function (GO): ubiquitin protein ligase binding; protein tag activity
Source: RefSeq, a predicted model, not a curated record
ACAGGACGCAAUCUUUAGGUUAUUCAAGCAGCAGAUUCCGUACUGAAAGCACAACAUACACCAUACGAGAACAAAGAUAUAGAUAUCAAGAUGCAAAUCUUUGUCAAGACUUUGACUGGUAAAACCAUCACAUUGGAGGUGGAGCCAUCGGACAGCAUUGAGAAUGUCAAAGCCAAGAUCCAGGACAAGGAAGGGAUUCCCCCAGACCAGCAGCGUCUCAUCUUUGCCGGUAAACAGCUGGAAGAUGGACGUACAUUGUCCGACUACAACAUCCAGAAGGAGUCCACACUCCAUUUGGUGUUGCGUCUCCGAGGAGGUAUGCAGAUCUUUGUGAAGACUUUGACCGGUAAGACCAUCACACUGGAGGUUGAGCCAUCAGACAGCAUUGAGAAUGUCAAAGCCAAGAUCCAGGACAAGGAAGGGAUUCCCCCAGACCAGCAGCGUCUCAUCUUUGCCGGUAAACAGCUGGAAGAUGGACGUACAUUGUCCGACUACAACAUCCAGAAGGAGUCCACACUCCAUUUGGUGUUGCGUCUCCGAGGAGGUAUGCAGAUCUUUGUGAAGACUUUGACCGGUAAGACCAUCACACUGGAGGUUGAGCCAUCAGACAGCAUUGAGAAUGUCAAAGCCAAGAUCCAGGACAAGGAAGGGAUUCCCCCAGACCAGCAGCGUCUCAUCUUUGCCGGUAAACAGCUGGAAGAUGGACGUACAUUGUCCGACUACAACAUCCAGAAGGAGUCCACACUCCAUUUGGUGUUGCGUCUCCGAGGAGGUAUGCAGAUCUUUGUGAAGACUUUGACCGGUAAGACCAUCACACUGGAGGUUGAGCCAUCAGACAGCAUUGAGAAUGUCAAAGCCAAGAUCCAGGACAAGGAAGGGAUUCCCCCAGACCAGCAGCGUCUCAUCUUUGCCGGUAAACAGCUGGAAGAUGGACGUACAUUGUCCGACUACAACAUCCAGAAGGAGUCCACACUCCAUUUGGUGUUGCGUCUCCGAGGAGGUAUGCAGAUCUUUGUGAAGACUUUGACCGGUAAGACCAUCACACUGGAGGUUGAGCCAUCAGACAGCAUUGAGAAUGUCAAAGCCAAGAUCCAGGACAAGGAAGGGAUUCCCCCAGACCAGCAGCGUCUCAUCUUUGCCGGUAAACAGCUGGAAGAUGGACGUACAUUGUCCGACUACAACAUCCAGAAGGAGUCCACACUCCAUUUGGUGUUGCGUCUCCGAGGAGGUAUGCAGAUCUUUGUGAAGACUUUGACCGGUAAGACCAUCACACUGGAGGUUGAGCCAUCAGACAGCAUUGAGAAUGUCAAAGCCAAGAUCCAGGACAAGGAAGGGAUUCCCCCAGACCAGCAGCGUCUCAUCUUUGCCGGUAAACAGCUGGAAGAUGGACGUACAUUGUCCGACUACAACAUCCAGAAGGAGUCCACACUCCAUUUGGUGUUGCGUCUCCGAGGAGGUAUGCAGAUCUUUGUGAAGACUUUGACCGGUAAGACCAUCACACUGGAGGUUGAGCCAUCAGACAGCAUUGAGAAUGUCAAAGCCAAGAUCCAGGACAAGGAAGGGAUUCCCCCAGACCAGCAGCGUCUCAUCUUUGCCGGUAAACAGCUGGAAGAUGGACGUACAUUGUCCGACUACAACAUCCAGAAGGAGUCCACACUCCAUUUGGUGUUGCGUCUCCGAGGAGGUAUGCAGAUCUUUGUGAAGACUUUGACCGGUAAGACCAUCACACUGGAGGUUGAGCCAUCAGACAGCAUUGAGAAUGUCAAAGCCAAGAUCCAGGACAAGGAAGGGAUUCCCCCAGACCAGCAGCGUCUCAUCUUUGCCGGUAAACAGCUGGAAGAUGGACGUACAUUGUCCGACUACAACAUCCAGAAGGAGUCCACACUCCAUUUGGUGUUGCGUCUCCGAGGAGGUAUGCAGAUCUUUGUGAAGACUUUGACCGGUAAGACCAUCACACUGGAGGUUGAGCCAUCAGACAGCAUUGAGAAUGUCAAAGCCAAGAUCCAGGACAAGGAAGGGAUUCCCCCAGACCAGCAGCGUCUCAUCUUUGCCGGUAAACAGCUGGAAGAUGGACGUACAUUGUCCGACUACAACAUCCAGAAGGAGUCCACACUCCAUUUGGUGUUGCGUCUCCGAGGAGGUAUGCAGAUCUUUGUGAAGACUUUGACCGGUAAGACCAUCACACUGGAGGUUGAGCCAUCAGACAGCAUUGAGAAUGUCAAAGCCAAGAUCCAGGACAAGGAAGGGAUUCCCCCAGACCAGCAGCGUCUCAUCUUUGCCGGUAAACAGCUGGAAGAUGGACGUACAUUGUCCGACUACAACAUCCAGAAGGAGUCCACACUCCAUUUGGUGUUGCGUCUCCGAGGAGGUAUGCAGAUCUUUGUGAAGACUUUGACCGGUAAGACCAUCACACUGGAGGUUGAGCCAUCAGACAGCAUUGAGAAUGUCAAAGCCAAGAUCCAGGACAAGGAAGGGAUUCCCCCAGACCAGCAGCGUCUCAUCUUUGCCGGUAAACAGCUGGAAGAUGGACGUACAUUGUCCGACUACAACAUCCAGAAGGAGUCCACACUCCAUUUGGUGUUGCGUCUCCGAGGAGGUAUGCAGAUCUUUGUGAAGACUUUGACCGGUAAGACCAUCACACUGGAGGUUGAGCCAUCAGACAGCAUUGAGAAUGUCAAAGCCAAGAUCCAGGACAAGGAAGGGAUUCCCCCAGACCAGCAGCGUCUCAUCUUUGCCGGUAAACAGCUGGAAGAUGGACGUACAUUGUCCGACUACAACAUCCAGAAGGAGUCCACACUCCAUUUGGUGUUGCGUCUCCGAGGAGGUAUGCAGAUCUUUGUGAAGACUUUGACCGGUAAGACCAUCACACUGGAGGUUGAGCCAUCAGACAGCAUUGAGAAUGUCAAAGCCAAGAUCCAGGACAAGGAAGGGAUUCCCCCAGACCAGCAGCGUCUCAUCUUUGCCGGUAAACAGCUGGAAGAUGGACGUACAUUGUCCGACUACAACAUCCAGAAGGAGUCCACACUCCAUUUGGUGUUGCGUCUCCGAGGAGGUAUGCAGAUCUUUGUGAAGACUUUGACCGGUAAGACCAUCACACUGGAGGUUGAGCCAUCAGACAGCAUUGAGAAUGUCAAAGCCAAGAUCCAGGACAAGGAAGGGAUUCCCCCAGACCAGCAGCGUCUCAUCUUUGCCGGUAAACAGCUGGAAGAUGGACGUACAUUGUCCGACUACAACAUCCAGAAGGAGUCCACACUCCAUUUGGUGUUGCGUCUCCGAGGAGGUAUGCAGAUCUUUGUGAAGACUUUGACCGGUAAGACCAUCACACUGGAGGUUGAGCCAUCAGACAGCAUUGAGAAUGUCAAAGCCAAGAUCCAGGACAAGGAAGGGAUUCCCCCAGACCAGCAGCGUCUCAUCUUUGCCGGUAAACAGCUGGAAGAUGGACGUACAUUGUCCGACUACAACAUCCAGAAGGAGUCCACACUCCAUUUGGUGUUGCGUCUCCGAGGAGGUAUGCAGAUCUUUGUGAAGACUUUGACCGGUAAGACCAUCACACUGGAGGUUGAGCCAUCAGACAGCAUUGAGAAUGUCAAAGCCAAGAUCCAGGACAAGGAAGGGAUUCCCCCAGACCAGCAGCGUCUCAUCUUUGCCGGUAAACAGCUGGAAGAUGGACGUACAUUGUCCGACUACAACAUCCAGAAGGAGUCCACACUCCAUUUGGUGUUGCGUCUCCGAGGAGGAAACUAAAUGAACACUGCUUGUUUCAGUUUUAAUAAUCAUGAUAACUUUAUUUAUAUGAAAAGGUUUACACCUUUGACAUUCAAAUCCUUUUAAUUGUUGGAACUUUCAUAAUUUGAGAAAAUGAAAACAACCAUUUUCUACAAACUUCAUAACAUAAAGAACAUCAAGGUUAUCUCCCUUUUGUCUGAAGAGAAUCGAUAGAUCAGAUGUCAAAGAGUGAUUUUAAUUUAAUAUACUUCGAGGCCUGGGCAACACCCUUUGUGUAAGCAAGUAAUAAAAGAUUUUAUUGUUGAAAU